UCUUCGGACGCGGAUUGCGGCAACCAUACCUGUUGUUGUUGAUGUUCUUUUUUUUAUUCAAAAUCAUUAACGUUCGAUUGCGCAACUACAAUUCAAUUGUCGUCGGGAAAUUGAGCGUUUGGACGAAAAGAAAAGAAACGAAAUCACCACAUACACAAUCAAGUAAACCGUUGCGAAACAAAAGCGCGCUCGCAAUUAAAACCGCCUCAUAAAUAAAUAAAACUUAUAACCACAUAAGAUACAGAAUUUAUAUAUGUAUGUGUGUAUGUAUGUAUGUACAAGAAAUGAACAGUUUCUAGAGAAAACAGGGAAAUUAAAUGUUCGGUAUAAAAAGCAAUUAGUCUCCUUCCAUAUAAUGCGAGCAUACUAAACAGAGCGCUAAUUAGCACGAGACGCAAAUAGUAAGGAGCGUUGCAACGUUUAAUAAAUAUCGUUUUUAAUGAAUGAAUCUUCGUUUGUAAAUUGCAAAUCCAGUUGGAUUCAGGUCGACCGAAUUAGACCGAAUUCUAAUGCUCGUCGCCCGGCAACGCUUAUUGUCAUGUUUGAUCGAUCGCAAUGUCCGACGCUGACGUUCCUUUAUCCAAAAGCCAAACAGAAUGGGUCAAGUUGGGUAAGGUGAGACAUUUGUACUUCAUCGGUAAAGAGAUUUGUUGCUUCUACGGAGGAUGUCACAUACUCUUCGUUCACGUAGUCAGCGGACAACAGAGACUUUUAAGGGUGAACGACUCAGAGAUAGGAGAAGGUGUAAGAUGUUUUGCAGGACACCGCAGUUUGCCUUUCUUUGCUUAUGCAGAGAAAUGCAAGAAACCCAAAAUCAAAGUUCUUUCCUAUCCAGAGUUCAAAAUCAUAUCGACUAUGCACGAUGACAACUGUGAACAGUACAUCCGUACGGUCUUCACGGAAACUGAAUUGAUGAUAGCCUUGACCGGUUUUCCUUCUUGCACGAUGGUCGUCUACAAAUGGCGUACAGGGGAAUACGUGGCUUCAGCAUCGACCGAUUUGAUUUACAGCAAGCAGAUCUUACGUUCGAACUUCGGAUGCCCGGUGAGGUUGUUCCACGUGAUCAAGUACACCACUCAGGUGUACGUCUGGGAAGUUUCGAUGUGCGGAAGGAAGUGCAUCAUGAACAGCGAGAAGAUAUCCCACAGAGAUCCACUGAAUAUGAAAGGUAUCACCUCAAGUCAUUGGACAACAGACGGAGCUUUAAUUGUAUGCGAUACCAAAGGAAAUAUUUACACGUUGAGUACCGAUUAUAAACUAGACGAGAUUAUCCAUUGGGACGAGGAUGGUCCUAACACGGCCACGUUCUGCUGGCACAAGAAUGGAGCAUUAAUUCAAGGUUGCACUGGAGAGAUUCGACAUUAUGUAAAGACUGGUGAUUGGGUCUUAAAUUGGAGUGUACAUACCCCAUUGUCGAUUAAGAAGUUCAACGGACGUGAACAUUUAGUUUGCAUCACUCAAAUCAAUGACGUUAGACUAUUCAAUGAGCAGACCAAAGAUUUUGAUAAAGUCUGUGGAGAUUCUAGCAGAAUUAGUGACUUUGCAAUAAUAUUUCCAAGAGGAAAGACGUUUGUGACUCUAUCACACCAACGUAAAUUAAACUUGUGGAAUAUAGCAACCGGUUUAUUGCUGAAUCGUAUUAAAUUUGAAGGCGAAAAACUGGUAGAAAUAGCAUCAAAUCCCAAAUAUCCUUACGUUGCUGUUACCAACAACUUGGGUAUGCUUCGUUUAUACUCCGCGCUCGAAGAUACUUUAGAACUGAUGACUUCUUUUCAAUUAUGUAGACAACCCUUGAAUGUAGUCAAAUUCUUCGAGGAUUCUAAAAUAAUUGUCACAGGGAACAUGGAUACUGGAGAACUAUUUGUUAUAGAAGGAGUUCCUGGGUCAAAGUUCAAUAUUAUUGGAAACGUAUCUGCUGAUGCACAGUUAGCUGAUUUAAUUUUAGUUGGGAGCAAAGCUUGUAUUCGUUUGUUUACCAUCGUGAUUACAUCAAAUAUGUUUUGCGCAGGCAACAAUAUAACGCGUUUCUGCAUCACUAAAGCAGGAACGACGGUGAAAACUUACGAACUGGAACAUCCGGAACGCCUUUACACGCGAUUAUACGUCUCCCUGGACCCGCAAAAAAGAGAUCGCAUAUUCUAUGCCACCCCAAUGGAUAAUAAGAAUCUUCAUGAAUUGGAAACUAAACGAGCGGAUACGCACGCUCGUAUAAUCAAUCGAAUUCCAUCCGGACAUUGGAUGAAGCGAAUUUGUUAUUACUUUACAGAGCAAUACAUCCUCACUUAUGGCUACGAUGGUUUAAUCAUGGUUAGACCAGCGAACGAUAUGACCCAGAUAUUGUACACUUUGAUGCCUCAUCAUCGUAUAGAUUGUGGAAUCAAAAGAGCUGCAGCAACGCCGGAUCUUAAAUAUGUGAUCUCCUUAGGUUUCGAUAAUAUACUCGUUGGAACAUCUGUAACAGAUAUCAAAGUCAAUGAAGAAUAUGAAGCCAAGGUCGAGUUGCUAAUGCAGGAAUAUACCGAGAUGUUCUCCAAACCUACUAUUGGCUUUAUUCCUAUUGGUAUUUUGGAGGGAAAGGCUUGGUCUGAAUAUUACGAGCUUAUGAGAAUCGAAGGCGAACGUAUCAAGUAUGAAAAAGAACGCAAUUCAAUCUUAAAGGAAUUCCAACGCAUCAAGACUGCUGUUUGCGAUCUCUUGACGCAGAACUCGGAAGGACCAGAAAACGAACUUCUGGAUUUGCAGGAUUUCAAUUUAGAUUUGAACUUGAAGGAAGAAAAGAUUAAAGCUUCCAAAGAAAAAUGCGAUAACACAAAAAUGUAUUUGGAAAAUUUGAUAGCGGAAGAAACUCGCGUCUCAAAGUUAAUCAAAGAGAGGUUUUGGGAUAAGAUUAGUGUCCAGAAAAGAAAUAUGUGGGCAAUCUUUGGAUUCUUCGAUGUUAACAGCUAUGCUAUUCCACCAGCUGAUGGAAUAAAGCAGGAAAAUCUAGUUAAAAUUCAAAAGAAUCGAGAGAUCGAAGAGUUACUUGCCUCGGACACCUUCCAACCUUGGAAAUGCAUCACUGAAGAGGAAUUAAAUGAAAAGCUUAAUGUUAAUCCACAUCUUAAUAUGAACAAGGAACAAAGUUUUAUUAACUUGGAGGAUGAUGAAGAGGAGGAAGAAGAAAAUGAGGAGCUAAUAGAAAGACAGAAUGCUGAAUUUGAAACGUAUACGGCUUUGUGUGGUAGUACAAUUCAUACUUUUGUAGAUUUGGACCCAGGUCAUUACACUCAACCUGAAUUGCAAUCAUUCUAUCAGCAUUACUGGGAUCUUUACAUGUCAAUGAAUGAACAGCAAAAAUUGAUGGAAUUCUUUAACCAAAAGUUUGAAUCAAUGAGUCAAACAAAAAUUCACGAAAUGAGCAGCAUCAUGGAGAAAAACGCUCGAUUGAGGUAUCUGCUGGACGAGUUAAACUACUUUUCUAAAAAUAAAUUGAGCAUUAUCAUUUUUGAUCCUGAAUGGAUGCAAGAUGAAAAUCCUGAAAUGCUGACUAAAGUUGAUAGCAGUGAGGUUUCUAUUACACCAUAUAUAUCUCCAAGUGAACAAGAUUUGUUGGACGCUGAAGCUGCAGAAGCUGAAAGAAUUAGACUCUUACGUUUGGCAGAUGAUUUUAAAGAGAGAGCUUUAAUGAAGAUGAUGAAUGGUGUGUUGGAGGUUCGGUGGGAAGAGGAAUUGCGAAAAGAAGUUCCAAAACCGAAAUGCAUGUUGGAAAAGCAACCUGAAAAGUAUAAUGUUGAUGACUUGAAGGAUAUUAAAGAUUACGAAGCAGCCGUUGUAUUCCUAGCCUCGGAAAGGGAAAGAUACAGAGUUAUUCUUCAAACUGAAUACACGAAAUUAAGCAGUCAAUUACGAGACAAUGUUAAGAAAUUUAAUGAUCGUUUGCAAGAGCUCAUGAUUCUAAAAAUCCAAGUGGAAUCGGCUAAUACUAACGAAAUGUUAAGAGCAAAUAGACUAAGGCAAUGGGAAAUCAAGCGCAAUUUGAUGGACAAAGAAGAUAAUGAUAUAAUGAAAUUGAUAAGUCAAAACCAAUCGACUACCAACUCAUUGUCCUCUCUAGUUGCAUCGCUGAAGGAGUUUAAAAUGGAAAUACGUAGUAACUUGGAGAUGCUACAAAGCAAGGAAAAAUUUUUGGAUAAAAAUUUCCGGAAAGAUUUCCAAGACGUCAGCACUGCUGUAUUUGAGAUGCUCGUCAAACUCUACAAGAAGAGACCCAAAAUUAAUUUACGAACCAUAGGUUCAACCUGCGUUCUCAACGUUACAUCACAAUGCGUUGUUAAUCAUACAAGAUCGAUUUUGUUAUUACCUGAAGCCAUCGAGUAUUUAAACUCUUUGGAUUUUUUGGAUAAAUUCGUUGGUCUUCCUUUGGUGAUUGAUGAACAUAACUAUUCGGUGCUCUGCCGUCAUCGAAGAUUGAAAAUAGAAAGCGAGAUCAAGAUUAGAGCCAGCGCCAUGGAAUUAACUGAAGCCGAAAGUACAAUAGAUAUGUUUGAGAAAAGAUACAUCAAAUCGCGCGAUCUUCAUUCUAUUUUGAUUAAGAAACUAGAAGAUUUAAGAGAGAAGAAGUUUCAGCACAGUUUGAAUAUAGAAUUGCAGAUUGUCCUGAAAGAAGGAUUCGUUGAGAUACCGCGGACAGGAAGCAUGGAUGAUUUCAAAGAUGCCCUUAUCAUUUCUAGAGCUGACGUUGAACAUAUCAACGACGUUAUUAUAGAUGCAGGAAAAAAGAAAAUUAAAGCAAUGAAAAACGCUAUGUGUUUUAAGCGGGAAAUAAUGCUCAAGGAAUGGGAGCACAAGAAGAAGAAAAUGGAGAUCGAAGAUUUGCAUUAUAAAUUAGCAGAUAUUAAGAGUGUUAAGCUCACGAAAGUACUGCAAGAUUUCUUAAAAUCCAAAGCUCGUGGAGAGAGUGCAGAUAAGUUGUUGUCGUUUGAACAUGAAGUCGAAUUGGCUAAACUUAAAUACGUGAAAAUGAUCAAUGAGCAUAAGCAGAAAAUUAAAGAGAUCGAAGGAAAACUGGUCCAACUAGAAAUAGAAAACAAGAAGAUUGACAAGCAAAUCAAGAAAGUCAAUGUUGAUGUUUGUGAUUACCAACUACAUUUUGACAAGAACCUCGAGAAGAAGGAAAAGGAGUUUUUAGAGAUGAAAAUAAAUGCUUACUUGAAGAGGGCGAAGCUCGUGUCUCAAAUCCAGUCCAACCAUAACGAGAUAUUGGUUUUGCAAGCUGAAUUGGAAAUACUGAGGCUGAAAACGUUUCCCGUUCUCGAUUACAAAAUCGACGAGUAG
This is a messenger RNA of Nicrophorus vespilloides, 5313 nucleotides long. RefSeq names its product cilia- and flagella-associated protein 43. Gene Ontology annotation, molecular function: protein binding. Gene Ontology annotation, biological process: cilium assembly. The transcript is spliced from 20 exons. The record is from RefSeq and is a predicted model, not a curated record. The coding region runs from base 556 to 5313 and encodes 1585 amino acids. Gene Ontology annotation, cellular component: axoneme. NCBI's taxonomy places the organism in Eukaryota, Metazoa, Arthropoda, Insecta, Coleoptera, Silphidae.